AUGGAAUUCAUUCAGACCUUUGAACGUGGACAACAACGCCAGGAAACCCCUACCUCAACGCCUCCUCAGGCCACUCUAGACCCCCAGGUAGUUACCCCGUAUACUGGAGAUCCUGAGGCUCUCUACCGCUUCCUCUCGGAACUGACCUCGAAGGUUAACCUGGAACGAUGGAAUACCGAGGCUGAGAAGCUUAUUAUCGCCGAAAGCCUCCUGGCUAAAGGAGAACGAGCCGAUCGACUUAUGGAAUCCUACCGGACCUUAGGACGAAUAACUAUUGGAACCUUUGACCAAUGGAAACAGCACCUCAUAGAACUCUAUGAGGAUACCGGAGCCCAGGACCGGGCGAACCGACAGCUACUGGACUUCCAUUUCGACAAGAUAAAACAUCGAAACUACGCCGAAUACUUCGCCGAGUUCUGCGUUAUCGCAGCCUUUACCUCCGAUAUCGUCCUAGCGCACUAUAACCCCGAGAAAAAGAUCGUCGUCGAGACAGACGCUUCUGAUUAUAUCUCUACCGGUAUACUCUCGCAAUACGAUAAAGUUGGAAUCCUUCGACCCGUAGCUUACUUCUCCCGGAAAUACACUCCGGCCGAAUAUAACUACGAGAUCUUCGAUAAGGAACUAAUGGCUAUUAUUAGAGCCUUCGAAAACUAG
Molecule: messenger RNA, 654 nt
Organism: Fonsecaea erecta
Lineage: Eukaryota; Fungi; Ascomycota; Eurotiomycetes; Chaetothyriales; Herpotrichiellaceae
Exons: 3
Coding region: 1-654 (217 amino acids)
Source: RefSeq, a predicted model, not a curated record